AUGACAAAAAAUUACUCUCUCAAACCUUCUGGUCAGAUCUCACAGUACUUACGAAGACCUUGCAGAGAUCUUGAAGGAAGCUCAGAUCUUGUGAUCCGAAUUGAGCGAGUUAGCAAACAGAAAGAAUUGAGAUUCAAGUCAGGUCGACAUGGAUCGGCACCUGCUGUAGACUCUGUUACAGAGCAAUACUUCCAAGAUCACCCAUUUAUCAGUGUUUAUGCAUCAGUCAAAAGACAAACAAACGCUAUUAAGUCAUCAACACCACACUCACUUUUGGAUAUCAUAUCAACGUCUUCGGCAAAGCAAAUUCUCCUUCUUUUUUUAUCUUUCCACUUGCUCAUUAAAACAACAUCACACAAUGUUUUUACGAAUCAUGAGCUAUUCAAUAAAUGA
This is a messenger RNA of Dovyalis caffra, 393 nucleotides long. The record is from the annotation of a GenBank genome assembly. Lineage: Eukaryota; Viridiplantae; Streptophyta; Magnoliopsida; Malpighiales; Salicaceae.